AUGGACAAGUAUAGAUGUUUUGUGGUCAGGUUCGGCUACCUCAAGCUGGCUCCCAUGGUACAAGCGGAAACUCAAACAUCAACCGAAAGAGGGAGGAUUUUGGAUCUCCCUGAAGGAAUGAUAUCCGCUCCAAUUUCACUGCACUGGCUUUGGACGUUACCACCGGAAGGAGAAUUUCAAGGGAAUAAGCAGGACAGGCAGGAGAAGCUUGCGUUCGUCAAAGAGAAGUCGCGUGAAAUGUGCCACGAAUGGUUCAACGAGGAUGGAGCACUGUCAAAUUUCAUCCGCGAGACAGAGACGAAUUCCAGCUGUCCAUGCAAGGAGGAGCAGGCAAAAAUGGAUCUUGGGCGAUUCAUGCCUCAUCCUAGAUGCAGUGCGCUCUUCCGUGACGUCUCCUGUACGGAAACACUCGGUUCCAUGAACUGCUACAUGUCGGCGCAGAAUGUACGCGGUUCGACGUAUCGCAUGAACUACGAAGGCCGUGAGCAGGAGAAGACCUGUUGCUACGAUGCGCAAGGCUUCCUCAUGCAAUCUACUUAUCAACCUGUCGUGAAGGUUCCCGGUCUGUCAACAUUCCACCACGACAUAAUGCCAUACUACCUAUGCUGUAAAUUUGCCGAUUUCCGCUGCCAGCUGUUCUACUGGAGACGGCCAUCCAGUGCUUGUCAAGCUUACGAACCCGCCGUCAGUGGUUCAAUCCUCGGUGCUGGUAUCGUGUCGACGUUGAACAAUCGGAAUUUCAUCUUCAACGAGCCAGGCAUCUUCACACUUUUGCACUCGCAUAGAACAAGCUCCACGCCUGAAGUGCAGAUUCAAGUACGCAUGGAGCGAUUCCCAGAUCGAAGUGUCGAUUUUGGUGCUCUGAACAUCGCUCAGCGGGAUCUCGUACAGCCGACAAAUGCCACCGUCAUCACCGGAGUUGUGCUUUCAUCGGAGUCGGCUGACAGAGUGCAUAUCGUAUUGCGCAAGGACACCUACAGACAGCGCUACAAGACGUCGAUUAUUGUUGGAAACGUGGUACGGUACUUCGACAAUAUGCCCACAAGUUCAACGGGAGUAACUGUUUACGUGAAUAACGUAGAGAAGGGCCAGUCGGAAAUCUACGUGGUGCUGGACGAGGCACAGAUUGGACUUCGAGUGAGAGAGUCGUACGCGAUUGAUAUUGACAGAAAGUUCAACUACAUGGAAAGCCUUGGUCUACUGGAUGUACAGAUAUCGGUUCCACCUCAGUACAAAGUCCUUAGUAGCCCGUCAAUGACCCGACUGAUCAACCCGUUCCCAGAGGAGCCGUUCCAGCAACAAUAUUCUCAGCUUACAUGGACCAGCGUCAAUGACCAAAGCAUACGAGGGCAACUUAUGAAGUGUAAGUUGCGGCAUGUGUUGGAAAAUGAAGAAAGCGUAGAGCAAUUUCCAGCAAAAACUCGGUAG
Ostertagia ostertagi is the source of this 1428-nucleotide messenger RNA. NCBI's taxonomy places the organism in Eukaryota, Metazoa, Nematoda, Chromadorea, Rhabditida, Trichostrongylidae. The record is from the annotation of a GenBank genome assembly.